AUGGGGGAGGAGGCGGUCGUGUUGGGUGGCGAUAUCGUAGAUGGGACUGUAGUUUGAUUGGAUGUGUUUGCGACGGGUUCUCAAAAAUAGUUGUUGCAAUUGAUAUAUUUUUUAGCGUUGAUUAUGGGUCCCAAGCGGUUUGCCUUUCAGUGGGUUUUGUUAUGUCUCCCCAUCAUAUCAUAUGGUGGGCCCAGCCUGAAGGUUAUGUAUGCUGUCAAUUGCGGAGGAGAAGCCCACACAGACUCUAACGGGUUUGUGUACAAGCGUGAUCCACUUAUGGGAAAGAUAGGCACAGCAUCAGACUAUGGAAAGCAGCUGGAUAUCCAGCGUGCACCACUGUUGGACAAGCCAUUGUAUCAGACUGAGAGGUACCAUCACAGCACCUUUGGCUAUGAUAUUCCUGUCAUUGAAGAUGGUGAUUAUGUACUCAUUCUGAAGUUCAGUGAAGUCUAUUUUGAUGCUCCAAACAUGAAGGUGUUUGAUGUCGUGCUGAAUGGCGACCAUACGGUGGUGCAAGACUUAGACAUCUACCAGCGAGUGGGGAGGGGAGUGGCACAUGAUGAGGUGGUGCCACUGUCCAUACAGAAUGGGCGCCUCAGCUAUCGUGGUGAUGAGUCUGACAUCCAGGGAGGAAAAAUUCGGAUUGAGUUCAUCAAGGGAUUCCGAGACAACCCGAAGGUGAAUGCCAUUGUUCUGUUGAAAGGAAACCUGGAAGAGGUGCCGCUGCUACCGCCGCUGCCGGACGUCGGCGCUGGUCCGACCGCUGAGGAUGAGCCGCUGGCCGAGGAGCCCACCCCACCAAGGCCAUCCAAGUCGUCCAGCCGGCCCAGCGGCCCGCGCACGCCCGACCCCUACUCCAGCGACGAGUCAUCCACUAUGCUGCCAGUGUUCGUGGCAAUUGGCGCCUUCAUACCCGUCCUGUUCUGCCUGUGCAAACUCUGAGGCGCCGCUCGGUCGCCGCUGUGGCAGUGAGCGGGGCGCGUCCUCACCGUGGCGUGCGUGCUCGGCGCGAGCGCUCCGGGCGCGGUUCGGGGCGGCUCAGCCUGGUUGUGAUGCUUCUCGUGAAGCGUGCCAUUAGCGGGCGCGGGGACGUGCUGCCACGCCCGUCCGGCCCACAAGCAUCGCACGUGUGCUGUGUGAGUAAGAGUGUAUUUUCAAUGAACAGAAAUUAGAAUAGAGUGUAUUGCGCACCGCAGUUCACUUGUCUUCGGAGUUAGUCUGCUGUGUCGUGUCCAUCGUGGGUCAGCGAUUGCCGACUCCCCGACACCCGACAUUCUUGCCAGGAUAAGUGAUUAACCAAACUGUAAGCCGCGCUACGACGUUCAUAUCGACAGCCGGCAACUGCCCACCAACUUAAAUGGCAGCGCGUCAGCGCGGUUCCUUUGGGCAUGCAUGCGAAAAACAUCCAGUUGUUUUGUUGCCAUUUGGCAGGUGUCCAAGCGAGUGUUUUAGUCAUGUGGCUGGGGUUUGUUUGCGUUGGGUUUGUCAGCACUCCACCACUUACUCCAUGUUGUCACGCACAUAGGGGCGGCUGGCUGGCUGGAUGCCAUUGCACAGGAUGCCACCCUGCUUGGGAACGCGUUGUGAGGAGGCAUCGGAUUUCCUGGAAGUGAUAUCCGCACCAGCGCGGGGGCCCGGGCUCCGCGCAGCAACGGUGGACGUUUUUUCAUCAUAUGAUUGGGACUUAAGGGCGCGCUUAGUGCAUGAAAAUUUCAACUCGAUAACUUGUUCAAAUUAUCUAUCGAGAUCCCAGAACUCUACGAGCAAAUAGACCAACUGGGUUAUGUGAAUUGAUGCGGGCUGUUGUUAUCAGGAUUGGGCGUUCCGUUCAGGCCGCCGUUCUUGAUCUCGUAAUUUGUUCGCCGUUGUGAAUUACGAAGUGUUGUUUGUUCCUGAAAUGAAUAAACAAACCCAUCUCCGCGG
Molecule: messenger RNA, 1923 nt
Organism: Pollicipes pollicipes
Lineage: Eukaryota; Metazoa; Arthropoda; Thecostraca; Pollicipedomorpha; Pollicipedidae
Product: malectin-A
Exons: 4
Coding region: 124-942 (272 amino acids)
Cellular component (GO): membrane
Molecular function (GO): carbohydrate binding
Source: RefSeq, a predicted model, not a curated record